GUUGUCCAUGCACCCGCCGUGCUAACGCUGUAGUGAAUCUUCUUCAACACAUCAGGCACAAUUUCAAGUCUUGAUUGGUGCCUUGCGAGAAACCAUGACAAAACUCAUUUCAAAUAGAAUUCGGCCCUGUUUGUGCUUGACGUCACCCAACGACGGAGAAUGUAGAUAUAAAGGGGGCGAGGCCUUCUUGCGAGAUGCAUGCCGUGAAUCGCCAUCUUCAACCUUUCUUUAAUCCAUUCCUCAUCCAUCAGAAGAUUCAACAUGAAGAUCCCCGCGGCUAUGGCGGCGCUUUCUCUAGGCCUUUUGGUUCGUGGCCAGGACCCUAUGAGCGUCUAUGGGUGCUCGGGUACCGAUUUCACAGGCAAUUGUGAAGGUUUCACCUGCCCGUACCAGGCCUGCUGCCGAAUGCCCGCCUUCUUCCAAACGAGCCUUGUCUCGGUCAGAUCGACAGGCUCAUACAACUUCCGUCUCUAUACCGACGCGGGAUGCGCGUACCACUGCAAUGACAAUGACGACGGCAGCAUCCUGGUCGACAGCGAAGGCUGGGGGAACAUUGGUCCAGCGGCUUUCACAUGCGUCGACGGUCCUUAUUAGCUUGACCCAAGCUCCUUUGGCGAUUGGCCGGAGCAAGGCUUUAUAGGGUGAGUGACAACAAUAUACCGGCAAGACUGAUGGCUAACGCCUCACCAGCACAACUACCCUUGCCGAAGCUUGUCCACUAAGUGAGGUUGUUAACCGCUACGUG
Chaetomium fimeti is the source of this 745-nucleotide messenger RNA. RefSeq lists its product as uncharacterized. The transcript has a single exon. The record is from RefSeq and is a predicted model, not a curated record. Bases 262 to 594 code for a protein of 110 amino acids. NCBI's taxonomy places the organism in Eukaryota, Fungi, Ascomycota, Sordariomycetes, Sordariales, Chaetomiaceae.